Anopheles stephensi (Asian malaria mosquito) is the source of this 7680-nucleotide messenger RNA. RefSeq lists its product as uncharacterized. NCBI's taxonomy places the organism in Eukaryota, Metazoa, Arthropoda, Insecta, Diptera, Culicidae. The coding region runs from base 897 to 2834 and encodes 645 amino acids. Gene Ontology annotation, cellular component: nucleus. The transcript is spliced from 7 exons. The record is from RefSeq and is a predicted model, not a curated record.
GAUAGCAACUAAACGUAGCGCAGUAAAUACGGGCCCUGUUUGUAACUGUCGUGGGCGGGGUAAAACAUUGUAUAAUUUAAAAGCACUUAAAUUACCCGCCAUUUAUAAACUUUAACUUACGCUAAACCAAAGCUUCACCACAAAACAGGACGCGCGCGCACCUUUCAACUCUCGAACCCGCCCGUUAUAAACUAGCUAAAACCCCUUUAAUUACCUCCCGUUACGUUGCGGUGUGCAGUUGGGUGCGUUGUGUGUGUGUGUGUGUGGGUGCGUGGUGCACGCGAGGCUUAAUUCACAGUAAUCACGCCACUGCAGGAGACAGAAGUAUUUUAAAGCGGGCGAAUGGAGAAGAACGCCUGAAAUAUGUGAGAAUUGCAGCCGCAAGUUGUCCAUAGCAAGCCGUGCUAGUGGACAGGCCGAAUCGUGUAUUACGGAGAAGCGACACAAAAUCUCCGUAUCCUCCCACAUGAUGGAACCCUUUGCCGCAGCUUCACCGUAAAUGCGCGUGUGUGUGUGUGUAGGUGUGUAUGUGCCCGCACCCGCGCACUACCUGUAAAGUGUUGUGCGUGUGCCCGCGCUGUGCAUGGAUACGUGUGUAUAUCAGCGCUGCAACGGAUCGGGCAGUAGAAGGAAGGGGCGUAGGAAAAGCGACGAAUAACGCGAACACGGCUUGUCCGCGUAUGCACGUAUAUAUACGUGUGCGAUAUAUAUAGACACACAUAUACGACAAGCGUAUCUUCUUCAGUCACCAUCUUGGAAUCAGGCAGCCCCAGUGUGUUGUAGGAGCGCGCUGCCCGAGCCCGACCGGAACACACCAGCUUCGCCAGUUCCAAAUCUCCCCAAACCCUCCCCCCCUUCCCACCCCAUUCUUCCUGCGGCCACCCUUCCUGCGUAAUAUGGCUGUGUUUCUGAUAAAUGUAUGCAAAUUCAACGGUUGUGAGAAGAUUUUCCCCAGCUUGUCUGAUCUAAUACACCACAUAGAGAACACACAUAUAGAUGACUCACAAGCGCCGGAGGUAACGGAAAAGACACAGCCGACCUGCCUUCCGCUCAGCUACGUACUGCGCUUCGUAACGGAUAACACCCGGCGCGAUGGUGUACUCGGUUCACCGGUGGCCGUUCCCAGCAACGGUACCGACCGAACCAAUCCCACCCUGGUAGCGAACGGUACCGGUGUACGGUUGACCAAUGCAACCGCAUCAAUCAACCAAACAGCGGACCACCAGCACGGAUCGGCCGCUGCUGCAGCGACUGGCGCCACCGCCGCCACCACCACCACCACCAAUUCCAGUACCAUUGCCGGCAGCAAUGGUGGUGGUGGCGGUGGCGUAACCGGUGCUACCACCACCAACGGAUGCAGCACGGAUCAUCAGAACGGUGGUUCGGUGGGGCCGGCCGGCGGCGGUACCGGCGUUGGGCUGGAUCAGGCCAAAAAUCACCUCAACCAAACGGUUGGCACAACCGAUCUCAAGCGCAAAAUUGCCAUCAAACAUCACAGCUACAGCAUAUCGGCAUCGAACCGGAGCACAACGCCAACAGGAAGCGAAAUGGAUGACGACGAGAUGAUGGUGUCCGAAUCCGAGGACAGCAACGAUUCCUGGACAACGGAGGAGUUUAGCUCCGAGUUCAUCAUGCGCUACGGAAGCCGGCGCCAUUCUGCAUCCGGCGGUGGUGGUGGGAUAAACUCUUCGAACGAAAAACCGUUCGCCUGUCCGGUGCCGGGCUGCAAAAAGCGGUACAAAAAUGUCAACGGCAUCAAGUACCAUUCGAAGAAUGGGCACAAGAAAGAUGGAAAUCGGGUUCGUAAAGCCUUUAAAUGCUACUGUGGCAAAAGCUACAAGACGGCUCAGCGGCUCAAAAAUCACAACAUGCUGGUACAUGCGACCGCCACCCGGAACGGGUCACCGGUCGAUGGGACCAACCUGCAGGCGGCCGUACCGCUCACAUCGCCCGCCCUGCCAUCGGCCACGUUGAUCUCCGCGCCGGUCAAAUCUCCUCCGCUGAGCAACGGCGGUAGCCCAAAUACCGUCGUCGUCAGCAGCACUAGCAGCAGCAGCAGCAGCAACAGCAAUAGUAGUAUUGUGACAGCAGUCGCCGCCGCCGCCACCGCUGCCGCCAUCGCAUCUAGUCAAAUCGGUACAAACGCAACCACCACCAACACUACGUGUACUAGUCCAUCCACACUUACUAUAACGCAGGUCACCCACAGUAAGGUGCCCCGCGGGCUCGUACUGGCGGCGGCGGCGGCAUCGGCGGCACCCACAACGGUUGCCUCGCCCGUCAUCCCACCCGCAACCGUGUUUCCCGUCUCACCCUCCUCCAGCUCCCUCUCCAGCACCUCGUCGGUGUCGGCCGGCGUGUCGCCGGUCAACAUUAAGUACGACAAUCUCGGCAUCCUAACGCCCGCCACCUCACCGAAGCUGAUCGCUGCUAACCUUUGCCAGGAGGCAAACCAGCUGCCAACGGUCGUUUCGAGCACUGGUGGUGGUGGUAGCGGUGCGAACAGCAAUACGGCAUCCUCCUCGCUCACUUCGGUCGCGAUCGCGUCCGUACUGGGUGGAAUAUCGCUGAAAAGUGUUACCGGUGGGAAUGUUGGUGGUCCCGGCGGUGGUGGUGGUGGUGGGAGUGGUAAUGGUGGAAGUAAUGCUCCCGGUGAGCUGGUUAGCGCCGGUGGGAAUGUUGGCAUCGCGCUGGUCGUCUCAUCCGCCGCCGUUGCCGGUAAUGAGUCGAAGCUGAGCGCUACCACCACCGGCAGCAGUGGUGGCAACAACAAUAAGAACGCAGUGCUCUCGGCGUCGGUCUCGGCUGGCCAGCUGUACGCCGAAGAGACGUAGCCGAUACUUAAGAAUUUACUGUUGCGAAAGUAUUGACUGGCUAUAGAGCGUACCUGUUUUCUUACUAGUUUUUAACCUUUAAUCGUGUAACCGCACAGCUGCUGCCGCUACUUCCUUACACACAUUAUACUACCACAAAAAGGCCACCCACACACAAAACGAAACAAACGCGGGAAGGUGUAGGAUGGUGUGUAGCUAACCAAACACCAGAUUAGAAAGCAAGAACAAAAGCAAACCAUAGCCCGCGGAAGAUAGGUGAUAAAUGUGUAACAACCCUCCUUAGAACCAAUUUAUUUACACGGUACCGGUCGCGGAACCAGCAGUACACACGCCGGUACUGUCGGUGUUUAGUUGCUAGUAAUCUAUUUUGUUGCUAAUUUUAUUUUCUAUGUUUUUGUUUUGUUUUAUGUGAGCGAAUCACACGUUAGGACGAGCAAGGGGGGGAAAAAAAGAUGCAAUUGAACAAGGAUAGGUCAGUGUUUAUGGUGUUGUGAUACACGCACUCGUUCCAUUUACAUUUACCCUUGGUUCAAUCAAGCGUUUGCUUCCCACAAACGAUGGGAAAACCCAAAAAAAAAAAACGUACGCACGGUCUGCCUAUAUUAUACCCUUAUUUAAACGCCUAGCACGACGGUUGUGUUAGUUAGCGAGAACAAACUAUGGGAGAAAAGAGUUCCAUACGUUCGUCAGAUUUUUUUUUUUAAUUUAAUUUUUAUAAUACUUUUUUUGUAUUAUGAAGCGCCCAUACAGGCACAGUGAUGUGAGGUUCUGCGACACACACACACACACACACCACGUCUCAUCCUCAUCCUUAGCCCGUGUUUAGAAUUUUACAUUUCAAGUGUACCCCUUUACGGGCAAGCGUUUAGAGAAAGUGAACAGUGAACAUGUAAUGGCUUUGUCUUUGCGUUUGUUAGUGUGUUCUUUCUGUACGACGAGCAAUCAAUGUGCCACCACCCCACCACACUCAUCACUAUCACCACUAUCACUCGCCGCAACUACACCACCGUAUGGAGAAGGGAAGAUGCUGUGGGGAAAUACGUGUUUGCACCAGAAAGGGGGGGGGGGGGGUGGGGAACACAAGGUGAUUUUUUUUGUUUAUUUUUUAUUAUGUAAAAUCAGUUAUUUAUUUGCUGGCAGGAUUUAAAUUAUGAAGUGCAUGUGUUUCCUUUUCUCUUCAUUGUAUAUCCAUUGCACACCUAUAUUUUUAUGUUUUACCUAGUGUGUUGGGUCAAGUAGCGCUUUUUAAAGGGGAGAGAGGACAACUGCACUCACUCACAAUGUGAGAGGUAAGGCCUGCCGGUAACUCCGCACCCACUGAGGACGAAGAGUGCGUCGGUGAGUGCCAAGAGCGCACUCAGAGCCCUCAUUUUAUUGAGGCGUGCAGCCUCCCGGUAGCUCACUCACCAUUCACGUUCUCCUAACUAAGAGAGAUUGGCUAAACACACACACACACACACACCUUUUGAACUGAAUGUUGCAAACCACAUGAACACUGUAAAAGAAAGGGGGGUUUAUUUUUUGUUUUACCUGUGUAUUUGCAAAACGUAACGCCGUGCAAUAAGGAAGCCCAAUAUUUGCGAAAAUCGAUUCUAGAUUAUAAAAAAAAGAACAGAUAAUUCCUUAACGCGCUUCACCGUGAUUAGUAAGUAGUAAAAAACGCAGCCCGUUUCCUUAACAUCAAUUAUCAUUUCCCAGCCCGCCCCCCCCCCCCCCCCAUCCAUAUAUUUAUGUAUAUGCUUUAGUUGUUUACGUAUAUUUACCUUUAGAUUGUUGGAUGUGUUGGAGGCAGAGAGUGUAUAGUAGUAGUGUGGUAAUAGUCGUAGCGGUAGUAGGAAGUAGUGUGUGUAAAUGCACAGCAGUCAAGCUUAGAAGGCAAAGGGAUUAGAAAAGGUUAGCCAGGGAGGGGGUUGGCGGAAAAAUGGAAGCGGGGGAAGAGGGAGAGGGAGAGGGGAGGUGGAGCAGCAUAUUAAAUUAAAUUAAAUCAAUUACCCCGCACCCAUCUCCCUUUCCUCCAUCUUCUCCACCCCUUUGUUCGCAUCCCACCUCCCCCCCCCCCCCCCACUUUCUUUAGCUGUAAACGUGCGAUGUUGAGCAGGUCAUCAAACAGGACAGCAGGUGUCGACACGUUUAAGUGGUAAAACAAAACGCAACAUUGUUUUAAACGCGUAGACACGUUUGUUUUGCUUCUAAGGCGCCUAGUCAACAUCUGUAUCUGGUGAACGGAAAAGGUAGUGUGAGAGAGUAGUAGGUGGGGGAACGGUUUACUAAAGACGGAUCUCAGAAUGAUUUUUGAUUGUUUGUUUUGUUUUUAAAAAUCUUUUGAUUGUAACACACACACACACACACACACACACACACACUCCAAUGAAAACGCAAUCAGAAAAAAAACCAAAACUCAUUUUAUCAUUAGAAUAGUGUGCAAGUCAAGAGUCUGCGCCGCGCUGUUCCAUAGCUUUACGGUGGAGAGCCACCUGCGCAUCCCCCGGAAGUCGCACACCCACACACACGCAUUAUUGUUCCUGGUGGUGAAGCUCGUAUCCUUUACGUUAUUCUUAAGUUGCCGCCGGCAUGCCUGUGGUGUGUGGCGGCCUCAUUUGCUCAUUGUUAUCUAGUAACCAUACAUUGUGUUUGUGUGUGUGUGUUAACAUGAAGCCCCACUCUGUUUUGAUCACCUGAGCAACACUGUAACGUAACAACAAUUAUACACGCUUCUAACUGGUAAUAAUUCUUACCCACUCUACUAGCCUUUGUACAUUUUGUGGGCUUUAAAACAGGUGGGAUGACCUUUGGGGGGUCAUUUCAACAAUCGCCAAUAAGAGACUAAAUUGCUAAGUGGCUUUACAUACUAAUUGCUGUGAUUUUCCCCCUUUUUGUUUUUUUUCAACCCCCUUCCCCACACACACACACACUUGCGCACAAGAAACGGUUUUUGUGGGUGGUGAUUUGCAGUCGAAAAAUGAAAAAUUUCCUGUAACUGAAACUAGACAUAUUAUGUUGAUGCUUUGUGUCUUUAAACACACACUCACACACACCCUCACAAUAUAGCCUUUAUUUUACUUACUUCCGUUUUGGGGUGGGCUUUUUACAGCGAGCGCACACAACAGCGAAUAGGUGCAAGAAAACAAAAAACCAGGCCAUAAUUAAUCAUAACAAAUCACUCCUUGGAGGAAGGAAAAAGGGGGAAAAGCACGAGAAGAAAACAAACAAAAAAAUUAGUAAGGAACGAGUAGGAAGGGAAAUGGGAGGAAGGGUGCGCCGCACUCCUUUCGAUUUCGAAGUGAAAAAAAGAGAAAGUAACACACACACACAGACACAAAACCAAACGAGGGCAUUACUAAUUCUUACUGCAGCAUCGUCGUAUGUGCAGCCAGUUUUUCCCAUCCCCCUUUCCCCUAUCUCCCCCCACUAUCCCCUCGACCUUAAAUACUUUAAAAGCCAGGACAAAAAAAAAAUUAAAAAGUUUAAGCACAAUCCGCGGAUUGCGCCGUGUAAAAUGUUAGCAUAAAAAGGAGUGUGUGGUGUGUAUUGUCAUCGGUAUUGGAUUGUCCUUCUCGCACACACACACACCACAGUACUGCAUCAUUCAUUAACGCAUCAUUUGAGCCUACUGAUAAGGAGUGGAAGAAAAAAGAGUGAUUGGGUAGGUGUGGAAAGAGGAGCAGGGGGGAGAUAGUUGGAAUGGAAAUGUGCAUAACACUUCGUUCUCCUUCUCCCGACCCACAAACACACACACACACACACAGAAACCAAAAUCAGCCAGUAUAGUAUAGACAUUAAUACAUACAUAUAUAUAGGGGGUGUUUUGCUUUAAACAAAAAAAGUCUGCAAUUGUUGUUGUUGUGCGGUAGAAAGAAGAAACCAAGGGGGCGUGAAACGAUAGGGGGAUGCACACAUCAGCAGCUAGUUGUUUUAUCCUUUCUUGUGUUUCUGUUUUGGUUUUGUUUUUUUCACGCUCCUUCUCCUUGUGUGUCGUCGUCGUCGUCGUGCUGUGGUUAUUAUGUAUGUGUGUGUUCAGAUUAAAAAAUCAAACCCAAGACCCCCGGCCCCUCCCUCGCAAAGAAAAUAUUUAAGAAAAAGCAAUACUAAAAAUGUUUGUAUUUCGACAAAUCACACACACACACAGACACUCAAGAACAUCAUCUAAUUUCGUGUGGUUGAAAAAAAAACCAAACACGCGUUUCGAGGCUCUUUACUAUUGCUUUCGUUCUCUAUCCUUCCUAAGAGAGGGGGUGGGGGGUUGGAUGGGGGUGGAUGAGGGCGAAGAAAAGGUGGAAGGAAGUCUACUUUUAUGUGCGAUAUUCGCUCGCGCUGUAACCUUCCCAUACAUAUACAUGUGAAUAAAAUAUUUAAAAGCAAAACACAGACACACACACGCAAACAACAACAACAAAACAGAGAAGAGGAAGAAGAAGAAGAAGAAGAAGAAAAGUGAGUGCAAGUGAAGUGAAGGAGAAAAGCGAAAAAAGCAUUGUGCGACGCAAUAAGAAAAAAACACACACACACACACACACACACGAUACAAAUACAUUAAUCAUUAAGACCAUAAUCACUCAUACCACUUAUUUGUCUAUAGCUAGUCAAAAUUUUUAAGUAUAAUAUUUAUGUUUUUUUAUUAUUAAAUUAAAUUAAAUUAUUAGAUAAAUAUGAAGCAAAACAAGUAAAAAGAAACAACAACAAAAAAAGAAGGAGGAAUUAGGAAAAGGCGCAUUUAUCUUUGUCGAUAUAUACUACCGAUACUUUGCACACGAAAACUCCGCGCGCGCUCUGCCUGUUGUAAAAUCUAUUAUGGAUUAGUGAAAAAUAAAACACACAAAAAUGAAUUGCAAAAACAAACAAAAAAAAA